AAAGCCUGUUAAACCUUCAUUUCCUGAGGACCUGAACUCUCUCGCCUUUCUCUUUCUCCGUCUGCGAGUGCGUGUGUUAAACCCUAAACCAUGCAAUUCCUUCACAAACUCACUUCCAAAACCCCCAACUCAUCCUCUCUCUGCUACAUUACUUCUCGCUUCCUCACCACUCGUAACCCCAACCCUAACCGAAAUCAUAAUCCGGACGAACCGAGCUCCGCCUACUACGACGAACUCAUCAACGCCGCCGGAUGCAGCAAAGACUUCGUCGCCGUCCACCGCCUCCUCAGCAAGCGAUUCAGGGACGGUUUCUUCAACACCACCAACACAUUCAAGUUCAUCUCCACCGACCUCUCCGUUCUAGAUGACCUCUCUCACGCCCUAUCUACUCUCGACAGAGGCUUCUCUCGGAAGAGCGCGUACGACUCACUCAUCGCGUGUCUCUGCAAGAUUCACCGCAGCGACGAGGCCCGGCGCGUGAUGGAGACUGUGGUGCGGGAGCGUUACGGUGCGAACGCGACCACGUUUCAUCCCAUACUCAACGCGCUCACGAAGAAGAAGAACAUGGAGGAUGCGUGGCGAUUGAUGGAGUUUAUGAAAGAGAAUGGGAUUUCGCCUGAUCUGACGGCGUACAAUUCCCUGCUAACCGCGUACUGCUUCGUCGGAGAUCUGACGUCUGCAGCCGGGGUUUUGACGAAGAUGGAGGUGGAGGAGGGGAUGGAGGCGGACUCGAGGACGUACGACGCGCUGGUUCUGGGUGCGUGCCGGGCAGGGAGGGUGGAGGGGGCUCUGGUGGUGCUGCGGAGGAUGGAGGAUGAUGGAUUGCCACCGAUGUACUCCACCCAUGCGCACGUUAUCAAUGCGCUGUUGAAAUUGGGUUAUUAUGCGCAGGCGAUUGAAUUUGUGAUGAUCUAUGGAGGAAGAGAUAAGGGGUUGGACACGGAGAGUUUUGGGCUUCUUGCAUACCGUCUGAUGAAUUUGAAAAGGUUUGACGAAGCUAAGCUUGUUCUGGAGGAGAUGAAAGGAAGAGGAUUGGCCAUGGGUGAUAGAUUGAAGGACUUUUACUCACUACGUAUUAGUGAAGAGUAAAUGCCUAGUCGUACCAGUCCAGGUUUCGGCUUCGGUCAUUAUCAGAGUCGGAGGCCGAGCUCAAAGUGGUUCUAAUGAGAGACAAUGGGUUGUUUUGUGAUGUUGUGAGGAAGCAGAGGAUGACUUGUGGGGAUUUCGUGGAGGAGUCUGUCUAUAGGAAUUUUGGACGGUUCGGGGGAUUUAGGAGAGGAUUGAGAGUUUGAAGCAGCAGUAGAUGAUGGAACUAGAGAAGCAAAGGAUGGAGUUGACCGAGGGUAUUGGUUUCCAGAGGAUGAAUUUGAUUAUGGAAGCUGAACUCUAGGGCAAUGCAGCCAACAAAAUAUCCGCUAGGUGCAGUCUUGCAAGUUUUUACAGAAAUUUGCAUACCUUCCACAGGGAAGAAGUUAUAGCUCAGAAAGGAAAGGAGAAUUUGUAAUUACUCUGGGAUGGAUUUCAACUCCAAAUGAAUCUCCACAUCCACAUCCACAUCCACAUCCUCCCUAUGAUAUCUGCGAAACAAAGCUUGAAGUAUUUCAAGGAAAUGGCGAUAUUAUAUCCACGGUUGUCUGAUGUGCACAGUAUGUAAUUUUCCACUGACUUCCAGUAUGUUUUUGAAGUGUAAUACUUAUUAAUUAGUCUCUUUCCCAUUUUACGCAUUUAAAUAUUGUAUUUUUCCAUGUUUAGCCAAUAAACUAUUUAUCAUAAAAGAUUAAUAUUACGGAUUGAACCUGCGAUGGUUUCUACAUACCUGUGUAUAAUGGGAAGGCAGAUUUUUUUAUUUCUCUAAGCCAGGCACAAAGAAGUAUGGUCUUUUGAUUGUAAAAGUAUCAAUCUCAACUAUUAUAUAUUUGGAAUGUGAGUAUUAUGAUUUUGCAGAGAAA
Messenger RNA from Cornus florida, 1949 nucleotides. RefSeq names its product pentatricopeptide repeat-containing protein At3g56030, mitochondrial-like. The coding region runs from base 91 to 1089 and encodes 332 amino acids. Gene Ontology annotation, molecular function: protein binding. The record is from RefSeq and is a predicted model, not a curated record. The transcript has 2 exons. NCBI's taxonomy places the organism in Eukaryota, Viridiplantae, Streptophyta, Magnoliopsida, Cornales, Cornaceae.